Ostertagia ostertagi is the source of this 585-nucleotide messenger RNA. NCBI's taxonomy places the organism in Eukaryota, Metazoa, Nematoda, Chromadorea, Rhabditida, Trichostrongylidae. The record is from the annotation of a GenBank genome assembly.
AUGGAUCAUUCGAAGAUGGACCACUCGAAGAUGAACCACAUGGCGAUGGCCUCCGGCGAUUCGUCGGGCCUCGUCCAUGUGCCGCCGGUCGAUGCGCCGUCGGGGUCCAAGGUUUUGUCCUACACCGACCUCAAGCGUGCCGAUCGCGCCUACCGGCUCAAUCCGCCCGAUCGCACGAUCGACAUCAGACUCACCGGCAACAUGGAGAAGUUCUUCUGGUCGUUCGACGACAGGAAGUAUUCCGAGGAGCCGGUGAUGAACUUCAUCCAGGGCGAGACGGUGCGGUUGGUCUUCCGGAACGAGACCAUGAUGAACCAUCCCAUCCAUCUUCAUGGGCUCUGGAUGGACGUGGAGAACGGCGCCGGCGAUGAGCGGCCGCGCAAGCAUGUGGUGAUCGUGCCGCCCGGCCGUACGGUGAGCGUCACCGUGCACAUGACGGAGGAAGGCCGGUGGCCGUUCCACUGUCAUCUCCUCUACCACAUGAUGACCGGCAUGUUCCGCGAGUUCGUGGUGUCCGCGAAAGGCACCCCGCUGCCUGAGGCAUCGCCGGCCCCGACGAAGGGAGGCGGUCAUGCGCACCACUGA